Messenger RNA from Gadus macrocephalus (Pacific cod), 2311 nucleotides. It is a transcript of the gene crebl2, whose product is annotated as cAMP responsive element binding protein-like 2. The coding region runs from base 259 to 648 and encodes 129 amino acids. The transcript has 3 exons. The record is from RefSeq and is a predicted model, not a curated record. Gene Ontology annotation, cellular component: nucleus. Gene Ontology annotation, molecular function: DNA-binding transcription factor activity. Lineage: Eukaryota; Metazoa; Chordata; Actinopteri; Gadiformes; Gadidae. Gene Ontology annotation, biological process: regulation of DNA-templated transcription.
CGUACUUCCGGAACAGAACCACAACAGGAAGUAUGAAAGUGAUGUAAACACAAGGCAAUAGCUUGCCAUUCCAAAACUGUAACAAUCUGAACGUUAUUUAUGGAUGCUGGAGGAGGCUGACGAUCGCACAUCCGUCAGUAUAAACGCAUCUUGUGAAACAGUGGUCAUAAUCGUGGUCGUCUUUUGUCCCGUAACGUAACUACUCUGCGGUUGGCAGCACUGGGGAAAGAAGCGCAAGUGUUUACGUCGGGCACUAAAAUGGAUGACAAUAAGAUUGUGGCGGGUAAGGUGAAGAAACCGGGGAAGAGAGGACGUAAGCCGGCCAAGAUCGACCUGAAGGCCAAGCUGGAGAGGAGCAGGCAGAGCGCGAGGGAGUGUCGCGCCCGGAAGAAGCUCCGGUAUCAGUACCUGGAGGAGCUGGUGUCCAGCAAGGAGAGGGCCAUCUGUGCCCUCCGCGAGGAGCUGGAGAUGUACAAGCAGUGGUGCUCCGCCAUGGACCAGGGCAAGAUCCCCUCGGAGAUCAAGGCCCUGCUCACGGGCGACGACCAGAAGGGGUCCCACGACGGCAGCGCCAAGGCGUCCAAGAACAGCAAGAGCAGCAAGAACAGCGGCGGCGGCGGCGGCGGCGGCAGCAACAGCCAGGGCUGAGCGGGGGGCGCCGGCACCGGCCGGCGGAACCAGAGGACGUCACAUGCGGAAUCACGAGAUGGACGGAGAACCGACCGCAUUCACAGGAAACCGGGGGAACCGUGUCGACACAAGCGGGGGGGGGGGGGGUUCCGAGAGCGCACACACACACCCCCGGUCCGGGGGGGGGGGCGGGGUAGGCGACCUCACGAUUCCAACCACAGAUCGGGCGAUCGAUUAUUAACUUUGUUUUGCUCAGUCCCACCGUAGAUAAACGCAUAGGCAUGUAUAGAUAUGUUACUUUUUUUGGGAGUGGGGGUGGCGAGGUCCUCGUGGAUUGACUUGUUGUUCCCUGAAUAUAUACAUACGAUGCCGUUUAUGUUGUGUGCACCCGAUACUCUCUCCGUAACGUACGCUGUUGCCGUGGCGAUAGACUCCAACAAGCGUUUUCUCUGAAACUCAACUCAUGGGUUGUACUCGCCGACGUGGCGCGCUCCGACUGCAACUCUUUUUUUAUUUUUUUCUUUACUAUGAUUUUUAAAUUAAGUUUGGUGAAAUCAUACCGACCCAUGGGAAGUCAUUAAGAUAAACACGCAGCGAGAGGUUGAGGUGAGCCCGGGAUUACUACUACUGACGAGAACGUAGUCCACACACAGAGGAAUUGAGUCGAUUGGGUAUAGUUUUGUAUUCGUAUUUUGUAUUGGAUCUGAGAAAGCACCGUGCCACGUUUUGUAUUGUGGUCAUGAAUGUAUUGUGAAGAGUCUGUUCGGAUAUUUUUUCUCUUUUCUUUUCUUUAUUAAGGGGUGGAAUUAAUCCCAGACCAUUUGCUCUUUUAUGUUAACAAAAGUUUGUUAUAUUUCAUACAAACUAUAAAUGGAGAAUCCUGAGAAAUUGCUAUUUUUGUCUGACAAAAAUUGGGCCCUUCCUUGACCUGGUCAGUCAGUUACUUUACGUCCACGUGUGAUGCCUAUGCUAUUUUAUAUUUGGAGCCUUGAAUUCAUAUUUAAUAAGCCUUUGAAUUAGAAAGUUGCCUUUUGGGGCAUAUUUUUGCAUUGAUAAAUGUAAUGUCGCUUUUCUUUGUGAUAUUGUUUCUGGUUGGAAGCCGCGAGUGUAAUCAAGGUAAGAAAACGCUCACUAAAGGGAGGACGGAAUGAAAAAGUCACUUUUAAAUCAUCUGUCAAUGUUUAUGACAAUCAUCUAACGAAACAUCUGUCCAUGUUAAAGACACAUUUUCUUUGAUGGAUUUUCAGCUGAAAUCUUUUUUCAAUGUUAAGUUUGAAAAAACGUUUGUUGAGUUCACCGCCACUUGGAUUGAAAUACACUAAACAUAAAAUGUUAUUCACAGACUUGUUAUUUACAGUCAUUAAAUCAAUAAAUAAUCUUUUUUAUGUUAAUCAACUCUUAUGUACCGGUAUGUAUCGUGUGUGUGUGUGAAUAAGCCUUGUAUGGUUUUAAUUUCUGUCUUAAGUCCAGGUAAUAGCCAGGUCGUAACACUGUUUCCAGGCAGACUGGGGUAAACACAGAGAGCAGACAGACUGGUGCUUUUCCAGAGUGUUUCAGUGCAACAGGGGGACCAAUAGGAAGGAAAGAAUGGCAGGAAUAGGAUUUGCUAAUAAAGUGGUUACUCUGUGGAGAAGGACGUAGGUGUAACCAUGGCGAUCGAAAUAAAAAACGCAUAUGUCAA